AUGGCCCGGUCUCUGGAAGACGAAGAGAAAGGGAUACAAUCCCAUCCAGACAUGCAAUCAUCUUCAUCUGAUAUUGCGCCCGUCGAUCCUAUCGCCCAGAGUUCUAAGUCGGGCAAUAUCUUCAGCCGGUUUAAUGACCGUCUCGCCGAGUUCAAAUUCUUCGAGACUCGUGGCAUCGAGCAGGUUCCGCUCCAUGAGCGCCAUGAUAUCAAGGCUUCUGAUUACUUGCAGAUGAGUCUGCUAUGGUUCAGCACCAACAUCACAGCGAAUAACAUGGCAUUGGGUAUGAUGGGCCCAUUGACAUUUUCGUUGGGAUUUAUGGAUUCCGCCCUUUGUGCAACCUUCGGCGCGUUGCUCGGAGCCGCGGGUGUUGGCUAUAUGGGUACAUUCGGACCAGCUAGUGGCAAUCGUACUAUGGUUGUCGCACGAUAUUUCAUGGGUUACUACCCGAGCAAGAUCGCUUGUCUUCUCAACAUCAUUAUCAUGCUUGGGUACGGCAUGAUUGAUUGUGUAGUCGGUGGACAAGUCCUCUCCGCAGUUGCCGGGGGUCGUAUGACCGUCGUCGUGGGAAUUAUCAUCAUUGCAAUUGUAACCUGGGUGGUGGUCUUGUUCGGCAUGCGAUUGUUCCAUAUCUACGAGCGAUGGGCAUGGAUUCCACAGAUCAUCGCAGUAUUUGUCCUGGUCGGAAGUGCAGGCCCCAAGUUUGAUACUUCAAUCGUCUCGACCGGUUCAUCUCAAACCAUUGCCGGGAACCGAUUGUCCUUCUUUUCACUCUGUCUAUCUGCUUCUGUGGCCUGGGCACCUGCAGGAGCCGACUUUUACGUCUACUUCCCACCUACCACGUCUAAAUGGAAGACUUUCCUCAUGACAUUCCUCGGUGUGGGACUGGCCCUGACUUUUGCCAAUUUGAUGGGCGUCGGACUCGCAUCGGGCACUCUAACCCAUGCAUCGUGGGAAAAAGCCUAUGACACUUCGUCCGGGGCCCUGAUCCUCGCUGGCUACGAUGGUCUUGGCGGAUUCGGUAAAUUUAUGGGCGUUCUCGUCGCCCUCGGUCUCAUUGCAAACAACAUUCCCGGCACCUACUCCGCUUCGCUUGGUUUCCAGAUCAUGGGGCGCCAGCUGGCAAGGCUUCCACGGUGGUUCUACUCAUGUGUCGGCGUUGUCAUCUACACGGCAUGCGCCCUCGUCGGACGGAAUCAUUUAUACGAUAUUUUUGACGAUUGGCUGUCACUCAUGGGAUAUUGGGUGACAAUUUACCUGACCAUUGCCGUUGAAGAGCAUCUCAUUUAUCGCCGAUCGCUGGGAUUUGACUGGGAUGCGUGGGCUGAUCCGUCCAAACUGCCGAUCGGCAUCGCGGCACUGUUGGCCUUUUUAAUUGGUUGGGCUGGAGCUAUUGUGUCUAUGGACCAGGUAUGGUUUGUUGGUCCAAUUGCGGAGAUGGUUGGCGAUUAUGGCUCUGACUUGGGUAUUUGGGUUGGGUCCUCUUGGGCGAUGCUGGUAUAUCCGCCUCUCCGGUGGAUGGAACUGAAAAAGUUCCAUAGAUGA
Molecule: messenger RNA, 1545 nt
Organism: Penicillium cataractarum
Lineage: Eukaryota; Fungi; Ascomycota; Eurotiomycetes; Eurotiales; Aspergillaceae
Product: purine-cytosine permease family protein
Exons: 2
Coding region: 1-1545 (514 amino acids)
Biological process (GO): transmembrane transport
Cellular component (GO): plasma membrane; fungal-type vacuole membrane
Molecular function (GO): transmembrane transporter activity
Source: RefSeq, a predicted model, not a curated record